Messenger RNA from Ilyonectria robusta, 255 nucleotides. RefSeq lists its product as uncharacterized. The annotation marks the transcript as partial. The transcript has a single exon. Lineage: Eukaryota; Fungi; Ascomycota; Sordariomycetes; Hypocreales; Nectriaceae. The record is from RefSeq and is a predicted model, not a curated record.
AUACCGCUGCGUCUGCUCCACUACCAGCUUGUGCCCGGUCGGGAGAUCUUCGUCACGGAGCGUAUGGGCCUGGAUCUCGUCUGGCCAACGGGCAGAUUUUCCUCAAGCCCUUCUUACGCUUUCUACCCUAGCCUCGUUUUGGACCCGAUAUUGCUCGCGGUGGCGAGGGGCAGCACGGCUGGCGGCAGUGGAUGCACGGAUACAAGUGCUGGGGAGGAGUUCGGAGGUGUUUGCGUGGCAAUCGAUAUUGGAUAA